UUUUUGUCCGGGAAACUGGCUUUGAUAUUCAUUUUCCUACAAAAUGGAGUAAAUAUCAUUUUCAAUUUCAUCAACCGUUUCACCUGUGUUUCCUUAAAACCCUAAGUUUCCUCUCCGAAAUCCCCACCUAUCCUUUUAAACUAAGAAAACAUGUCCUCCCACCGCGCGUUCCAGCUUAAACUUAAUCCGUUAACAGGUAACUCUGAAUGGAUCGUCAUUGAAGACAAUGACGAGAGCUUCGCUCAGAAUUUCCACAAGCCUUUCCUUGCCACGACGUCGUAUUUGGACAUGCUUAAUGACUCCACCAGAAACGCGGCAUUUCGCCACGCCAUUGAGAAAACCAUCAGCAAACCUUGCCAUGUCCUCGAUAUCGGUGCUGGAACUGGGUUGCUUUCGAUGAUGGCUGCACGUGCCAUGGGUGACGAAGGGAAGGUCACAGCUUGUGAAUCUUACCUUCCCAUGGUGAAGCUGAUGAAGAAGGUGUUGCGCCUUAAUGGCAUGGAGGGAAGAGUCAAAAUCAUCAACAAGCGCUCUGAGGAACUCCAAGUUGGUCUUGAUAUGCCUUCGCGAGCACAUGUUCUUGUAAGCGAGAUACUUGAUUCAGAGCUACUGGGUGAGGGGCUUAUACCGACCCUACAACAUGCACAUGACAAUUUGUUGGUGGAAAAUGCCAUGACUGUGCCAUAUCGAGCAACUAUAUAUGGACAGCUGGUUGAAAGCACAUUCUUAUGGAAGUUGCAUGAUUUUCAUAACAACGAGGCUACUGUAUCUGAUAGCAUUCGGCUUACUCCUCCAGGACUUGAUUGUGUGCUAGGUAUCAAACGUCAGCAAUAUGCUAUGCAUGUCAAUCCUUUACAGGAAGAAAUAACAUUGCUUUCAGAACCCUUCAAAAUUUUUGAAUUUGAUUUUUGGAAACGGCCAGAGAGUUAUGGCGAAACUGAGUUGUGUGUAAAGGCAACGAAUGAUGGGAGAGUUCAUGUUGUGGUCUCUUGGUGGGUACUUCAACUUGAUCAGGAAGGGACUAUCUAUUAUUCCACUGCUCCAAGGUGGAUAAGCUCACCGACAAUUACAAGUCCUAUUGGUUGGUGUGACCACUGGAAACAGUGUGUUUGGUUCGUUCCAGGCAGUGGUAUUUCCAUACUCCAAGGGGAAGAAAUUCGUUUACUUGCUACUCAUACUGAAACUAGUUUCUCAUAUAAUUUUGAUACCCUAGUACCAACUACUGAGAUUUUGAACCAUAGGUGCAUGACAGGAGAUUUUCAGCUUGUACUACCACCAGAAAGAGCUGCAAUUUAUGCAGAUAAAGAAUGGAGGCUUUCAAUGUUGAAAGCAGUACAAAGCAUGGGAAAAGAUCGCCUGUUAUGCUUGGUUGUAGAUGAUAGUGUCUUUUUACCACUUCUUGUAGCAAAGCUUUCCGAAGCAAGUGUAAUGUCAUUACUUCCUGGAUUGAGGGAAAGGGGCCUCCAAUACCUGCAAGCAGUUGCCCAUGCAAAUGGUUUGUCACAUAGUUGCAUUGAAGUUCUUGAAAAAAACGUGCAACAGUUAAACAUGCAUGAUAUACAUCAGAAAAAGGUUGAUCUGUUAAUAGCUGAACCUUUCUAUGUAGGACACGAUGGUAUGCUGCCAUGGCAGAACCUACGAUUUUGGAGGGAUCGUACUACACUUAAUGAUAUACUCUCAGAAGAUGCUCUGACAAUUCCUAGUAAAGGAAUAUUGAGAGCAUGCGCUAUGUCUCUUCCUGAUCUUUGGAAAAGUCGUUGUUGCCUGAGUAGUAUUGAAGGUUUUGACCAUUCAGUGGUAAAUGCUACAUUGGGGGCCUGCGGUCAUCUACCAGAACUAGAAGACGGUCCCUGUCUCCCUUUUUUCGUCUGGCAGUGUGGAGAAUUUGAUGUGCUUAGUGAGACAUUUGACGUGAUGGAGUUUGAGUUUUCAAAACAAAUAUGCGAAUGUCAAGGAAAAUCCCAGGUUAAGUUCACCAAGAGGGGGGUAUGUCAUGGAUUUGUAUUAUGGAUUGACUGGGUCAUGGAUUUACAAAAUUCUAUUGUGAUUUCAACUGGUCCAGAUAGGAAGUACUGGAAGCAGGGAGUUAAGCUUCUUGGAACACCUAGAACAGUAGACCCUCAAAGCUUGACAAGUGUCCAACCUUGUUCUGCAGUUGUCGAAGCUUGUUUUAGCCCAUUAAAGGGGGAACUCAAAAUUAUACUUGAUUUUUUAUGAAACCUUUGUAAUAAAUGGCACAGAAAAUGUGUGUAGGGAACCGUGACAUUUACGUUUUAGACGCACAAGUAGCUUUUUGCAUAUUGUUUUAUCUUUAAGUUAGAAUGUUUCCAUGCUU
Messenger RNA from Vigna umbellata (rice bean), 2335 nucleotides. It is a transcript of the gene PRMT7, whose product is annotated as protein arginine methyltransferase 7. Gene Ontology annotation, molecular function: histone methyltransferase activity; protein-arginine N-methyltransferase activity. Gene Ontology annotation, biological process: chromatin remodeling; peptidyl-arginine methylation, to asymmetrical-dimethyl arginine. The record is from RefSeq and is a predicted model, not a curated record. Lineage: Eukaryota; Viridiplantae; Streptophyta; Magnoliopsida; Fabales; Fabaceae.